CCCAAGCUUUAUCAUUGUUACUGCGGCACAAAACCCCCUAAUACCAGAAACAGCUGUGCCAGAGAGGAAGAUGGCAAAAAACGACAAGAUUCUAAAUGAAGAGCUGUAUGUUGGGGAGAUCAAAGGCGGACUGAAGCCGACAAUGAGACUGGUCGUCAUGGGUAUUUUCAAGAAGCAGCCCAGGAGUAUGGUUGUGUCCCUGAGCUGUCAACCACAGGACGAUGCUGAAGGUGACGUCGGCUUGCAGGUGACUGUGAGUUUCCCAGACCGAGCUGUCUUAAGAAAUGCGCGCCUGGCAGGACAGUGGGGCCCAUCAGAAAAUGCCUUGUCCUACUUCCCCUUUGCUGCUGGGGAGCCCUUCAAGAUGGAGAUCGUCUGUGAGCACCAGCAGUUCCGAAUCCUAGUGGACGGUCAACCCCUUUGUGGCUUUACUCACCGUCUGCUCCAGCUUGCAUCUCUCACUGCUCUGCGUAUCUGUGGGGACCUUCAGUUGACCAAGGUGGCCUGAAAAGCAGAGUUUUAAAAAGUUUAGCUGAAGACAAGUCAACAUUUCUCAUGGAUGCUUUUCAGGUUCCUGGAUCUGACAGUAGAUGAUCCUUUUUUACUGAGUUCCUGCCAGUCUGUUCAUUUUUUUACUUUGGUUGCUCUAGGUACUCCAGCUUUUUGAUCUGACGGUGUGAAGUGCCUUCUUUAGUAGAGUUGUGUUUUGUAGAGGGUUAGAUCACAGUUGUGAAAACAAUACAAAGAACAGGGUACCAUCAAUCUGUAUUGCCAAAUAUAUCUAGUACUGGGAAUUUCUAAUCACAAACUGCUUGUUCUGCCUACACAAGAACUUUGGCAGC
Scleropages formosus (Asian bonytongue) is the source of this 842-nucleotide messenger RNA. Its product is annotated as galectin-related protein A. The transcript is spliced from 4 exons. Bases 71 to 508 code for a protein of 145 amino acids. The record is from RefSeq and is a predicted model, not a curated record. Gene Ontology annotation, molecular function: carbohydrate binding. NCBI's taxonomy places the organism in Eukaryota, Metazoa, Chordata, Actinopteri, Osteoglossiformes, Osteoglossidae.